GCAUUCUGGUCUACUUCCUGUCAGACAGGUAAACCAUAAAGUGCAGGAGAAUCGGUACCAGUCGCUUCAAAGUCUAUGGUACCAGUGUAGUUUAUAAUGGUUUAUCAGGAGGCAGAGAUGUAGCUUCGGUGCUUCGACAGCUGAAAAUAGAAGAAGAGAAGGAGGAAACAGUCUGCUGAAUAAAUCCCGCCGCUGGAUCUGUGCCUCUCCAGGUGCAUCAGGAUCACUUGCAGCUCAUCAUGGUGGACUACUACCUGGUUUUAGGAGUACAGAGGGAUUCUACUGCAGAUGACAUCAAGAAAGCGUACAGAAAGCUGGCUUUAAGAUGGCACCCAGAUAAGAACCCUGAGAACAAGGAGGGUGCAGAGAUGAAGUUUAAAGAGUUGUCAGAAGCUUAUGAAGUCCUGUCAGAUGCCAACAAGAGGAGCAUAUAUGACCGUUACGGUAAAGAGGGGCUGGUGGGGAGCAACAAUGGAAGAGGUGGACAUUUCCCCAAUGGAGGACAUUUCCACGAACCGUUCACAUUCCGCAACCCGGAGGACGUCUUCCGGGACUUUUUUGGUGGUAGAGACCCGUUUGCAGACUUAUUUGGCUCGGAUCAGUUCUUCGACGAUCCGUUUUUCGGCGGUGGCAGGCGGCACCACGGUCGGCCGAGCCGCAGUCAGACUGCAGCCCCGUUCUUCGGAGGUUUCGGUUUCCCUCCUUUCGGUGCUGGCCUCACACCUUUUAACCCAGAAUUUGGUUCUUUUGGUCCAAUGAGUGCCAUGGGCCACAUGGGCCACAUGGGUCACAUGGGCCACAUGGGUCACAUGACAGCUGUGAGCAGUCUGGGAGGCGGUGGCUUCACUUCUUUCUCUUCCUCUUCAUUUGGAGGAGGAGGAGGAGGAGGAGGAGGAAGUAAUGGAAACUUUCGCUCUGUGUCCACCUCCACUAAGAUCAUCAACGGCAGAAAGAUCACUACUAAAAGGAUUGUAGAGAACGGUCAGGAGCGUGUGGAGGUGGAGGAGGAUGGACAGCUACGCUCCGUGACCAUCAACGGUAAGGAGCAGCAUCUUCGGCUGAAACACAAGUAAAGACACAGACACGCGCCGCUGCAGAAGAUUUACCUCAACAACUGGACCAAUGACCUUUCAACUCCAAACACCAGGAACCUGAAGCAACACAUGACGUACAUGUACAUACUUCUGUUCCCAUCAUGUCUGAAGGUUUGAAGGAAGACUUCUAUGCAUUCUGCUGGUUCUGACUGGAACCACUCAGCUGAUGUUCUGAUCCCAUCAGGAGCUUUUUGUUUCAGAACAUUCUGUGUGCAGAAUAAUGGGUCAGUUAGAACUUCUACCGAGGUUUUAUAAAGUGUCUAAAACCACUACGUUUCUGUCACACUGUCCCUUUGCUCGUCACAUAUCGAUGCUUGGUCAGGCUCCCUUUUUUUGGUUUUGACGUGUCAGGUACCCUCCUCGCAUCACUGGUCUGUGGUUAAGUUUAGGGAUGUUUAGGGUUAAUAGACAAUAAGUUUAGGGUCAUGGUUAAUGGUUAGUGUUAGGAUUACAUUACAUUUUCUACACUUUUCAAAAAAACUGACAACAGGCUCCUCCUCCACGUUCUCAUCUCGUCAACAACUGGCAUGAGGGGGGGUACCCAACACGUCCAAACUGAACAGAGAGGGAACCUGGGGUUAGGUUAGUGUUAAUAUGUGACGAGGUUGGGGUACGAAUGUGUUGCCCCCUCCUGUUAUUUAAAAACAACAAUAAAACCAAGAGUUUUUUUUCUGACAGAAAACAAGCAGAGGUGGUGAUGGCUGGUCCAUUAGAGGAACAGCAGCACCACUAAAGUAAAGGUCUGAUAUAUUCCUUGAAGGAAUGCAUGUCACUCACUGCCUCUCUGAGGGUUUACAGCUCCGAUCAUCUGUUAAUGAGAGGGAAGUCUCAGCAAUAACACUCACCAUGUCAUAGGUGAGAACUCUCAGCUACUACCACAUCAGAUGUUAACGCAGUACGUAUGAAACUGAGUUGAGUUUACAGUCGGUUGUUUUGUGGCAGCCAUGUUUGUUUUCAUCCAGUGGUCUCCAAGAUGUUUUAACACUGAGGUGGUAACAUUUAGAGUUACGUUACGAAAUAAAUAAAAACAGUCUUUUUUAAUUAAAUAGUUCAUUUAAAACUCUUGUUCAGUUCAUCUGGUCUUUAUUUUAUUAUUUUUUUAGAAAGAUCUGAUCCGGCUUCUGGCUCUUUGGUGUUUUAGUCAACCUACAGAUAGCUUGUUUUUACAGAUGCUCAGCCAAAGUUUGGGGUAGUAGUAGCGCUAAGAGUCAUUGUUAGGGGUGAUGGGGGCUUAAAGCCCCACACAGCAGCCAGUUAGUGUGAAGGUCCAGGUCCAGCACCAAGAGAAGGUGGAGAAACUCAGUACAUUCAUAUUUUAUGUCUCUAUCUCAACACAUUCUGAGUGACAGCUUUAUUUCAAACUGAAGCUUUUUCGUCAAGAACCAAGAAAGUUGUUCUUAAUGUAAUGCAGAGCUCCUGAUUAACCACGCCCACCUUACAUUCUGACCAGUCACACAGGAGUUGUCCAAUGAUGAUGUGUUGAGAAGGGGCUGAGAGGGGAGAUGAUGUCAUUCUGUGUCAGCUGAGCAGAGGGAAGAAUGUGAUUGGUUGUUGACUCUAGUAGCCUUCACACAGGUACGAUAGGUGAUAGACAUUCCUUUAACAAACAGUUCUUUGACAUUAAUACAGCAGUGUCAUAUUUGCAUAAAUUACUGUAUUUAUUCAUGUAUAAUACUAGAAAUUUAACCCUAAAAAUCAUCCAUAAAAUUGGGGAUAGUAUUAAACACGGGUUAUUGAUAAUUAGAUUUUUAUGCUUUGUAAGAUAAAAUGAUUGUAUUAUACAUGAAUAAAUACGGUAGUUGAUUUUUUGUUUUUAAAUCAAAGUAAAUGUAUGAUGGAUUAUGGUUGUGAAAUCUUUUUUUUCUUUCUUUUUCAAAGUAGGGCUGCAGAAUAUAAAAGCUUGUGAUGAGUUAUUAUUCUUUAUAUUCAGAUGAUGAUGAUAUGAGUUGCAAUAAACCCACAUUUCCUCAUUUCUCACGUCUCUUCUGCGAUGAGUACGAUGUGAACCAGGUGUGGCUUCAAGGCCAGUCAGAGUCUGUUGGAUUGACCAAAUAAUUGAUAUUCUUAGCUGAAUGUGUGGUAGCUGAAAUAUAACGAGCUGUGACUUGUUGUCCAAGCACUUCUUUGCCAUAUUCAUAUUGCGAUGGCGGUAAUAUUUUUGAUUUACUGUGCAGCCCUAGUAUUUUUAGUACCAUGAUACUUUGAAGCUGUGGUAUUUUUACUUGAGGUUAUCAUCCUGUCAGGUCUCAUACAAGCCCUCUUGUUUCUGAAUUCAAAGUUUACUUUGACUUGUAAAAAGAACUGAGCUCAUGUUUAGUAUUUGUCUUGAUUUUUCUGAGUAAAUAAUUUUAUUUAAAAAAAUAGAAAUGCAGAACUGCUUAAAUGAAUCAUACAUGUUUUCUGUUUGUUUUUUUCUGCAUGUUGAUCUGUUGAAAUUGAGUCUUAAUGUUGGAGCUGCAUUUUGAUGCACAUGAGACUGAAACCUUUCUGUAAAUUAGACAUAAAUGUGUCGGGAACUUUGUGUACUUUGUAAAACAAUAAAGUUUGCUUUAUCUUGCUGGGAUGCUGAGGUCUUGGCUGCCAGAAAGUA
Molecule: messenger RNA, 3684 nt
Organism: Austrofundulus limnaeus
Lineage: Eukaryota; Metazoa; Chordata; Actinopteri; Cyprinodontiformes; Rivulidae
Product: dnaJ homolog subfamily B member 6
Exons: 8
Coding region: 240-1073 (277 amino acids)
Molecular function (GO): Hsp70 protein binding
Source: RefSeq, a predicted model, not a curated record